GUGCAUGUCUGACUCAACAUGGCAGUACACACUGCAGACUUUGAUCUGAAACUACAGGAGACAAAGUAAAAUAAUAUGCUACCUUUGCCGGUGCACUGGGUGGGGAGAGAGUGAGAGUCACAAGUUCGCUUUGGUUGUAUACAAUGCAGACACGGAAGGGGCUGUUUGUGAUGGCCGUGUCUCAGUGGAUGUUCUGUGCUGCAGUGCUGCUCCUCCUCAUCCAGGGGCUCCAGUGUUCUCCCGUUCCCCCUGCUUGUCCGGAGCCCUGCCUUUGUCAGAAAGAUCUGCUAAAUUGUUCCUUCGCUGGCCUUUCCCAGGCCCAACAACAUGUUCCAUCCACUGUCACUGAACUAGAUCUAUCUCACAACCUCCUGAAGUCCAUUACCCCCUCAUGGCCAAGUUGGGGGCUUAAGAAUCUAUGGCUUGGACACAACAGCAUCACUCACCUGUCUCUGUGUGUGCGGAGGACCUGGAGGGGUAAACAUUGGAAAAUCCCCCUCUCACAUAGCCGAGGGAGAUGUGUGUCCUGGGCCCCAACUCUGCAGCUGCUCUCUGCUGAGAGGAACCAGCUAGAGAUGAUUCCUGAAGGCCUGGGAGGCAGUGAGUUCCUACAGGUGCUGCAGCUCUCCCACAACAGGAUCUCUGACCUGCGACCUGGAGACCUGAGCAGGUGCCCCCUUCUGAGAGAGCUCCACCUGCAGCACAACCGUAUCUCCAGCCUCCACCCACAGGCCCUGAGGGACCUGCCAGAGCUCAGGGUCCUGGAUCUGAGCUUCAACUUGUUGACCACGAUCACUCCAUCAGCCUACCUGCUGCGUAACCUGAAUGCCCUGGUGGAGGUGAGUGGGAACAGGUGGAGGUGUGAUUGCAGCCUGAGGAGCUUGAGGAGGAAGAUGGCCUACGACAGGGACAGGGCCCUGCAGCAGACCUGGAGGGGGGUGGUGUGUACGUCCCCCUCCACCCAGGCAGGUAGAGACCUGUUACACCUGGAGGACAGGGACCUCACCUGCUCUACAGCUGAGAACAGGGCAGGGCUCCACCAGGAUGUGACAGUGGAUAAAGGGACAGAGAUCCUGCUGCCCUGUGGCUCUCCAAAGCAAGAUUCAAUAUGGUGGACGCCCAAUGGACAAGUUCCUGGGAGCCAGGCAGGCCUGCUGAUCAGUGACAUCACAGAGCGAGACGCAGGACUGUACGUGUGCGUCUCUGGGCCAGACGAGGAGUCUGUGUCUGUAUUCAACCUGCGCGUUCACAAGACACAGAGGAAAACCAGAGACACUAGGAGUUUACUCAGGGAGCGGCUACAGAUUAACCCAGAGUUAGGCAGCAUCCAGGGGGAAGGUCAGGAGACAGACCUGAACUCUCUAGACCUCCACAGGGCUACCCAGAGAACACAGUCUGACUUGGUCCUGGCUGUCUGCCUGUCUGUGUUCAUCACCUUCCUGGUAGCAUUUGUAAUUGGUGCUCUGACCAGACCUCUCCUGGACGCUCUCUGGAGGAGGUGCUGUAGCUGCUGUAACCGUACCAAGCAAAGCGCCUCCCCACCACAAUCGGUCUCCUCUGCUGGGCAGGCCCCCUACGACAACAUGGCCUAUUCAGAUGAGGAUGAGCGAGAGGAACUAGGGACACCCAGGGAGAGGAGAGUGACAUUUAGCGGACAUCCUUCAGAACUAAGGGAUCAGAAUAGCAUUCCAUACUAUGAUACUUUGGCUAAUGGCAUGCAGGACAACCUCGCUGGGGAAUAUGAUGCAACAUAUGAGAAUGUUCAGGAGAGGGAUACCUCACACCCCUCCCUUGAGGUCUAUCACCCGCCUGAGGAGGAGAAGCCUAGGGCACGGGACUCUGCCAGCUCAGGAAGCCUCCGACAUGACAACCCAGAGACAGACACUCACAGUGGAGACCUCUCUGAUAUGUCUCUGAGUGAAUCACAAAGGGGCGCUUACUCAGGCCAUACCCACGACAUGGAGUUUGAAUCCAUCCCUGACCCAGAACAGUUGCAGGGGUGUCGAAGCUCGUCUGUGUCUUCACACUCUGGCCAGGAGAGUCCAGAUAGGGGUAAGGAUAUGAACUGGCCCAAAGACAAUUUGACUCAGAGACUGGAGGAGCGCAAGACCCAGAAUAAUUCCUGGGAGCAUCGAACCACCCAGAAGGAAGACGACUCCUUUGAGCAGAGUUCAGAUUUCCCUACGGUUAAACCAGUUGAUGUGCCACAGAUCAACAUUGGCAGAGUGGGUGAGAUCCCUGGAUUUGCUUAUCUCAACCCCAUGGAUCCUGAGCUGUGGAAUGACAGCGGAGAGAGCUUUGAGUUCCCUGAUUCCAUCCAAAGUGCAUCGGCACGGUCCAGUAGUCAAGAUCUCUCAGGUUCUGCUUUUGCCGAUCAGUUGAGAAAAGAGUAUGAACAAGCGCGGAAUAAAGAAACACUUGUGAAAGACCGGAGGGAGAAUGAUAAGUCCAGCUCCAGCAACUCAAGUGACAGUGGGAAUGAACCUACAGAGUACACUGUGAACCCAGAGGCGGAGGUAGUGAAGGAGAAGGAGAUUUUCCAGGAUGCACUGCUUACACAUGAUAGCACCACAGACCUUGCUGCAGCGAACCCCUAUCUCAAACAUGAUGUCAGUUUGGACAAGCAGCACUAUAAGGACCCCGUCAGUCCCUCUCCAGAUGAGGAAGGAUUUCAUGUGAGUGAACCGAGACAGGGAGUUCAACGCUCUCAUGUGUUUUCAGAGCACUCUGAUUUGUCCAGUGAUAGUAGUGAUGAACCCACAAAGUACACAGUGAACAGGGAUAGUGAUGAGGAAGAGGAGGAUGAAGCUCAAGUCCCAGCUGUCACACACAAAGGUCCAUAUCUCAGUCUUGGAGACAUUAAUGUAUCUUUGGCCCCAAGGAAAGCUCUCAAUAUUGGCUUCUCCGAGGAUGGUUUUCAAUAUCAACCAGAGCCUGAGACAAGGUUGACUGGCUUGGAUCUAACCACCCAGAGUGCCAUCAGCACAAAGGAGCCCCUUCCCCAACCUUCAUUGCCCUCAGAUGUGGCAAGGGUUGAAGAUCCACCAGUUUCAGUCUACAUCCCCAGAGUCCGUAAGCGUUUAGAUAUUCAGCCUCCUCAGGAAGCUUCACCUGCUCCCGCAAAAACACCACCACCCUCUGAAUCCUCUUCCAGCAGUGAGAGUGAAGAUGAGACUACAGAUAACUCAGUGAAACUUGACAGAGAGGUCCCAGAUGUGUCACAGAAGAAUUCAUCUCUCAGUCUUGGAGACAUUAAUGUCUCUUUGGCUCCAAGGAAAGCUCUCAAUAUCGGCUUCUCCAAGCAAGGUUUUCAAUAUCAACCAGAGCCUGAAAAAAGGUUGACUGGCUUGGGUCUUUCUUUCCAGAGUGCCAUCACCCCAAAGGAGCCUUCAUUGCCCUCAGACGGGACAAGGGCUGGAGAGUCUCCAGCUCCAUUCUAUAUCCCCAGCCUCGGGAGACGUCUGGAUAUUCAGCCUCCUCAGGACACUCCACUUGCUCCACCACGAACACCACCACCCUCUGGUUCAUCCUCUUCUAGAAGUGAAAGUGAGGAUGAGACUACAAUGAAUCAAAAAAGAGAAGUCAAGUCUCAGGUCCCAGAUUCAUCUUUCAUUCCCGCAGGCAUUGAUGUCUCUUUUGCUCCAAGGAAAGCUCUCAAUAUUGGCUUCUCCAAGGAGGGUUUUCAAUAUCAAUCAGAGCUUGAGACAAGGUCGACAAGCUUGGAUCUCUCCUCUCAGCGUGAUAUCACCCCAAAGGAGCCGCUUCCCCAACAUCGAUUCCCAGAAGGGACAACGACUAGAGAGACUCCACUAGAUAUCCCCAGCCUCAGGAGACGUUUAGAUAUUCAGGCCACUCAGGAAACUCCACCUGCUGCCCCAGGUUCACGCCCACAUGCUGGUUCAUCCUCUUCUAACAGUGAAAGUGAGGAUGAGACGACAAUGAAUCAAAAAAGGGAAGAGAAAUCUCAGGUCCCAGAUUCAUCUUUCAUUCCCGAAGGCAUUGAUGUCUCUUUUGCACCAAGGAAAGCUCUCAAUAUUGGCUUCUCCAAGGAGGGUUUUCAAUAUCAAUCAGAGCCAAGUUUGACUGGCAUGGGUCUAACCUCCCAGAUUACCAUCAGUACAAAGGAGCCCUUUCCCAAAUCUUCAAUUCCCUCAGAUGGGACAAGGGAUGAAGAGUCUCUAGUUCCACUCUAUAUCCCCAGUUUCAAAAGACAUGUGGACAUUCAGCCUCCUCAGGAGACUCCACCUGCUGCCCCACAAACACCACCACCCUCUGGCUCAACCUCUUCUGGAAGUGAGAGUAAGGAACUUGACAGAAAGGUCCCAGAUGUCACACACAAUGAUCCAUUUCUCAGUCUUGGAGACAUUAAUGUCUCUAUAGCCCCAAGGAAAGCUCUCAAUAUCAGCUUCUCCAAGGAGGGUUUUCAAUAUCAACAAGAGCUUGAGACAAGGUCGCCUAGCUUGGAUCUCUCCUCUCAGAGUGAUAUCACCCCAAAGGAGCCACUUCCCCAAAAUCGAUUCCCAGAAGGGACAACGACUAGAGAGACUCCACUAGAUAUCCCCAGCCUCAGGAGACGUUUAGAUAUUCAGGCCACUCAGGAAACUCCACCUGCUGCCCCAGGUUCACGCCCACAUGCUGGUUCAUCCUCUUCUAACAGUGAAAGUGAGGAUGAGACGACAAUGAAUCAAAAAAGGGAAGAGAAAUCUCAGGUCCCAGAUUCAUCUUUCAUUCCCGAAGGCAUUGAUGUCUCUUUUGCACCAAGGAAAGCUCUCAAUAUUGGCUUCUCCAAGGAGGGUUUUCAAUAUCAAUCAGAGCCAAGUUUGACUGGCAUGGGUCUAACCUCCCAGAUUACCAUCAGUACAAAGGAGCCCUUUCCCAAAUCUUCAAUUCCCUCAGAUGGGACAAGGGAUGAAGAGUCUCUAGUUCCACUCUAUAUCCCCAGUUUCAAGAGACAUGUGGACAUUCAGCCUCCUCAGGAGACUCCACCUGCUUUCCCACAAACACCACAACCCUCUGGCUCAUCCUCUUCUGGAAGUGAGAGUAAGGAACUUGACAGAGAGGUCCCAGAUGUCACACACAAGGAUCCAUUUCUCAGUCUUGGAGACAUUAAUGUCUCUAUAGCCCCAAGGAAAGCUCUCAAUAUCAGCUUCUCCAAGGAGGGUUUUCAAUAUCAACAAGAGCUUGAGACAAGGUCGCCUAGCUUGGAUCUCUCCUCUCAGAGUGAUAUCACCCCAAAGGAGCCACUUCCCCAAAAUCGAUUCCCAGAAGGGACAACGACUAGAGAGACUCCACUAGAUAUCCCCAGCCUCAGGAGACGUUUAGAUAUUCAGGCCACUCAGGAAACUCCACCUGCUGCCCCAGGUUCACGCCCACAUGCUGGUUCAUCCUCUUCUAACAGUGAAAGUGAGGAUGAGACGACAAUGAAUCAAAAAAGGGAAGAGAAAUCUCAGGUCCCAGAUUCAUCUUUCAUUCCCGAAGGCAUUGAUGUCUCUUUUGCACCAAGGAAAGCUCUCAAUAUUGGCUUCUCCAAGGAGGGUUUUCAAUAUCAAUCAGAGCCAAGUUUGACUGGCAUGGGUCUAACCUCCCAGAUUACCAUCAGUACAAAGGAGCACUUUCCCAAAUCUUUAAUUCCCUCAGAUGGGACAAGGGAUGAAGAGUCUCUAGUUCCACUCUAUAUCCCUCGCUUCAGGAGACAUGUGGAUAUUCAGCCUCAUCAGGAAACUCCACCUGCUUCCCUACGAACAUCACAUAACUCUGAAUCACCCUCUUCCAGCAGUGAGAGUGAAGAUGAGACUACAAUGAACCAAAAAAGAAAAGAGGAGAAAGCUAAGGUCCCUGAUGUCACAUAUAAGUAUCCGUCUCUCAGUCCUAGAGACACACCCAUUAAUGUCUCUUUUGUUCCAAGGAAAGCUCUCAAUAUCGGCUUCUCCAAGGAGAGUUUUCAAAAUCAAUCAUCAGAGUCAAAGUAUGAGAGUAUCACCACCACAAAUGAUAGAGGUUUUCAGGAAGAUGCCAAGCCUGCUCCCAAAGCAUCAAUAUUUUCCUCCACCUCCUCAGAAAGGGCGAGAACUGAGGAGCCACCAGUUCCACUCUACAUCCCUGGACUCCGGAGGCAUCAGAAUAUCCAGCCAUCUCAGGAUGCUACACUUGCCGAAUCGUCCUCUGCUAGCAGUGAGAAUGGAGAUGAGCUUACAGAACACACAAAGAAACCAGGGAGAGACGUCACAGAUUUCUCGCUCAGUCCUGGGGACACACCUAUUAAUGUCUCCUUUGCCCCAAGAAGAGCUCUCAAUAUCAGCCUUUACAACUCAGCCAGUACCACAGAUGAGGUGGAGAGGAAGACCGGAGCAGAGGACAGGUGGGAAAGGCCAGGGCUUGGUGGUCUGAAGGCACUGUCAGAGACACAAAGGUGGGACACAAAGGACAGUUCUACAAACAUGAAUGUUUGUUUAUCUCAAAGGAGUGCUCUCAAUAUCAACUCAGACAGCAGCACAGAUGAGGUGGACAGGAGAGCCAGAGCAGACUACAGCAGUCCCAUACUAGAGCGUAGCAUUAGCAGAAAGGACGGAGGCUUUAAGGAAGAAACCAAUCCCUAUCCCCAACUGUCUUUGCCAAAAACAUCACUCUUUUUCUCCACUUCCACUGAUGAGGCGAGGCCUAUAGAGUCUCCACUCCAAAUCCCCCACCAUAGGAGGCGUUUAGUUGUAGACAUUCAGCCCCACCUGGCUCCACCUGCUGCCCCAGGAACACCACCACCUUUCCCAGAGGGAGAAGAGGCAGCUGGUUCUGGAUGGAGGAGCAGGGGACAACAGAGGCGGAGAGCCAUGGAUGGAUUUGGCCGUACUUCCAUGACACAGGGAGAUGAGGGAGAGAACUAUAUGGGGUUAUUGGCUGCUAAACCAUUCGGCACAGCUCGUCAGUAUCAGAGCGUUACCCCAGAUACCAUUAUGGCCACACAGCAUAGUGAGAUCUCUGAGAGGGAUGGUUCUGACCUGACCUUCUCCACUGUAAGACACAGUGAGGCUUAAGACCAACUGUAUUUGUGCUGAUUUAAGAAAAGUUGCAUUUAAUAUUGAGAAAAACGCAGCAGAUGAAAGAGAUUAAAGUUGGAUUUUAUAUUUUAUUACAGAAUUAUACUGUUCUUACAUUGUUGUAAAAUAUGAGUAAUUUGUGCUGGAAAACCAGACAUGUUUCUCGUAAUGGAAAUAGCUGUUUAUAUGACUUUGAAUGAUAUAAUAGACUGAGGGAUUGUAAAGGUGGGAGCAUUAAACACUGUUUGAAUUUCCCAGAUUCACAUCCUUACCUACCUUACUUGAUACACAAAUCCCCUUUUUUCUUUGCCACAAAAUAUAUCUUCAUGACACUGCCUCUCCACAUGAUGUGUAUGCACAGACUGGUCUCAUAGACUAGACGUAACAUAGUAAACAUAAAUCCGGGACACUGAAAUCAGUAUGAUACACUAUAUAUACAAAAGUAUGUGGACACCCCUUAACAUUACUGUUUUCAACUAUUUCAGUCACAUCCAUUGCUGACAGGUGAAUAAAAUCGAGCAGACAGCCAUGCAAUCUCCAUAGACAAACAUUGGCAGUAGAAUGGCCUUACUGAAGAGCUCAGUGACUUUCAACGUGGCACCAUCAUUCUGAUGCCACCUUUCCAACAAGUUAGUACGUCAAAUUUCUGCCCUGCUAGAGCUGCCCCAGUCAACUGUAAGUGCUGUUAUUGUGGAGUAGAAACGUCUAGGUGCAACAACGGCUCAGCCACAAAGUGGUAGGCCACACAAGCUCACAGAACGGGACCCCUGAGUGAUGAAGCACGUAAAAAACGUCUAACCUCGGUUGCAACACUCACUAUUGAGUUCCAAACUGCCUCUGGAAGCAACGUCAGCACAAUUACUGUUUGUCAGGAGCUUCAUGAAAUGGGUUUCCAUGGCCAAGCAGCCGCACACACGCCUAAGAUCACCAAGCGCAAUGCCCAGCAUUGGCUGGAGUGGUGUAAAACUUGCCGUCAUUGAACUCUGGAGCAGUGAAAAUGCGUUCUCUGGAGUGAUGAAUCACGCUUCACCAUCUGACAGUUUGGCGGACGAAUCUGGGUUUGGCGGAUGCCAGGAGAACGCUACCUGCCCCAAUGCAUAGUGCCAACUGUAAAGUUUGGUGGAGGAGGAAUGAUGGUCUGUGGCUGUUUUUCAUGGUUCGGGCACCUUAGUUCCAGUGAAGGGAAAUCUUACCGCUACAGCAUACAAUAACAUUCUAGAAAAUGUUGUUCUUCCAAUUUUGUGGCAACAGUUUGGGGAAGGCCCUUUCCUGAUUCAGAAUGACAAUGGCCCCGUGCUCAAAACGAGGUCCAUACAGAAAUGGUUUGUCAAGAUCGGUGUGGAAGAACUUGACUGGACUGCACAGAGCCCUGACCUCAACUCCAUCGAACACCUUUGGAAUGAAUUGGAACGCCGACUACGAGUCAGGCCUAAUUGCACAACAUUAGUGCCCGACCUCGCUAAUGCUCUUGUGGCUGAAUGGAAGUCCCUGUAGCAAUGUUCCAACAUCUAGUGGAAAGCCUUCCGAGAAGAGUGGAGGCUGUUACAGCAGCAAAGGGGGGGACCAACUCCACAUUAAUGUCCAUGAUUUUGGAAUGAGAUGUUCGACAAGCAGAUGUCCACAUACUUUUGGUCAUGUAGUGUAUGUUAUGUUUGGUAUGUUUACAUAAGAUGGGUUGCUUAAAUCAAAAACAAAAGGAGGGUGGAAAGAGGAGGAAGGGAAGUGCUACUAAGGUACACAAUAGUACAUGUUGGUAGACAGAAGGUGCUCUUUGGUAAAAGGGGUGAAUUGGUCAUCAAAAAGAAAGGAGGACCAAGGCACUCUUCAUAUAAUUAAUUAAAAUGCCUUUAUUAGUAUGGCAUGUUCAAUCGAAACAAUGUUUUUAAAAACCCGACGUGUUUCAGCUGCAUGGCCUUCAUCAGGGAGUACAAACGGAGGGUGGUUGGUCAGGUGGAUGGGUAAGCAUAGAACGUGAACAUCUAGCAACCCAAAGGUUAUGUGUUUGAACCUCAUCAUGGACAACUCGAGCAUUUUAGCCAAUUAGCCACUACUUAAAAUGUUAGCCAACUCUUCCACUAACCCUAACCAUUUUAGCUAACCCCCCUAACCCUUUAACCUAACCCAGCUAACGUUAGCAUUAGCCACCUAGCCACCCCUAGCUAACUUUAGCCACAACAAAUUGGAAUUUGUAACAUAUCGUACAUUUUGCAAAUGGUUAACAUAUUGUAUGAAUUGAAAUUCAUAACAUAUCAUACGAAAUGCUCUGAGACCACGUUGAUAUGCAUCAUAAAUAAACCUGUAAAGAAAGUAA
This is a messenger RNA of Salmo salar (Atlantic salmon), 9342 nucleotides long. RefSeq lists its product as uncharacterized. NCBI's taxonomy places the organism in Eukaryota, Metazoa, Chordata, Actinopteri, Salmoniformes, Salmonidae. Gene Ontology annotation, molecular function: protein binding. The record is from RefSeq and is a predicted model, not a curated record.